This is a messenger RNA of Darwinula stevensoni, 2228 nucleotides long. The record is from the annotation of a GenBank genome assembly. Lineage: Eukaryota; Metazoa; Arthropoda; Ostracoda; Podocopida; Darwinulidae.
CUGGUCCAGCAGGAUACACAGCAGCCAUUUACGCUGCAAGAGCAAAUUUAAAACCAAUAUUAUAUACAGGAUUGGAACCAGGAGGACAACUCAUGACUACAACUGAUGUAGAAAACUAUCCAGGUUAUCCAAAUGCAGUAACUGGACCAAAAAUGAUGAACGAUUUCCAACAACAAGCUGAAAGAGUUGGCACAGAAGUACGUUUUGGGUUAGUUACAAAAGUUGACUUCUCAGAGAAAAUACACAAAAUUUGGAUAGAUGACGAAAAAUUAAUUCAAGCAAGAACAGUAAUUAUAGCAACUGGAGCUAAAGCAAAAUGGUUGGGUAUACCUUCAGAAACAAGAUUAAAUGGUUCUGGUGUAUCUGCUUGUGCUGUAUGCGAUGGAUUUUUUUACAAAGGCAAGGAAGUAGGUAUAGUAGGUGCAGGCGAUACAGCAUGCGAAGAAGCUUUAUAUCUUUCUAAAUUAUGUCCUCAGGUACACAUGAUAGUAAGAAGAAGUGAAAUGCGUGCAUCUAAAAUUAUGCAAGACAGAGUCAUCAAUACACCCAAUAUAAAAAUAUACUGGAAUAGCGAAACGGAAGAGAUUUUAGGUGACAAAAAAGUAGAAGCAGUGCGUAUCAAAAACAAUCAAACACAAGAAAGUAGCGAAGUAAAAAUUGAAGGAUUCUUUGUGGCAAUAGGACACGAACCCAAUGCAUCUAUAUUCAAAUCAUAUAUAAAUACUGAUGAGGCUGGCUAUAUUAUUACAGAAGCAAAGAGUACAAGAACAAAUGUAGCUGGUGUAUUUGCAGCAGGCGAUGUACAAGACAAAAUUUAUAGACAAGCCGUAACUUCUGCUGGCUCUGGCUGCAUGGCAGCUUUAGAUGCAGAAAGAUAUUUGGCAGAGCAUUUUCAUUACAAUAAUAGAGUAAAAUCUAUUGAAAAAAUAUUAAAAGAUAAAGAAAACAAAGUUGAGCAGGAACAUGUGCAACUACAUCAAAAUUUAUCUGUAGUUGACUUAGCAUCAUUGGGUAUUGCGGCAAUUAUUGGCGCUGGUGUAUUUAGCACCAUUGGCUCUGCUUGUGCAGAUGGUGGUCCUGCUGUCAGUUUAUUAUUCUUGGGCAUUGCCGUAGCUUGUGGAUUUUCUGCUCUGUGCUACGCAGAGUUUGCCUCCAGAAUUCCUAUUGCAGGUAGUGCUUACACUUAUGCGUAUGCUACUUUUGGCGAAAUCAUUGCUUGGAUUAUUGGUUGGGAUUUAAUUUUAGAAUAUGCAAUUGGCAACAUUACAGUUUCUAUAGCUUGGGCAGGAAAUUUUGUUAAGUUUUUACAAGAUUGUGGUGUGGAGCGAUGGCUCAAUCAGAUGGGUUAUGAAUUUCCUUAUUAUCUUACUACUUCAUUUCUUGAAGCUCAAAAAAACAUACCAGAAUUAUACGCUACAGCACCUCAACUAUUAGGCAUACCAUUGAUUAUUAAUUUACCAGCUUUUUUUAUCAACUUUCUCAUUACAGUAUUAGUGUAUAUUGGCAUCAAAGAAUCAAAAAGAUUUGCUAAUGGUAUGGUUGUUUUUAAAAUAAUAGUGAUCUUAAUUAUUAUUGGCAUUGGAAUAUUUUAUGUGCAACCAGAAAACUGGAGUCCAUUUGCCCCAAAUGGAUUUGCUGGCGUUAUCAAAGGUGUAUCUGCCGUAUUUUUUGCAUACAUUGGAUUUGAUGCAAUUUCUACAACCGCAGAAGAAUGCAAAAAUCCACAAAAAGAUUUGCCACGUGGAAUGUUUUAUGCACUCAUUAUCGCUACCAUUUUAUAUGUACUUAUUAGUUUGGUACUUACAGGAAUGGUGCAUUAUACUCAAUUAAACAACGAAGCUUUUUUAGCUAAUGCUUUCACACAAAUAGGUAUGAAUUGGAUGGGCGGACUCAUUGCUUUUUCUGCUUUAAUUGCAACAGCAAGUGUACUGUUAGUUUUUCAAAUUGGACAACCAAGAAUUUGGAUGAGCAUCAGCAGAGAUGGUUUAUUACCAAAGAAAUUUUCAGAAAUACAUCAUAAAUACAAAACACCAGCGUUUGCUACAAUAGCCACUGGAAUAUUAGUAGAUUUGUGUAGCAUAGGUACUUUGUUUGCAUUUGCAUUGGUGUGUGCUGGUGUUUUGGUUUUGCAGGCAAGAGAUAAAAAACAGCCUAUACAAAAUACUACACCAAAAUUUAAAGUUCCAAAUAUUAAUGGAACACUGACUAUAUCAUUAUUAUGGCUAGUA